CCGCGUUCAGUUGAUGUGGUUAAAGAAACGUCCUUGUAAUGUAACUACAAUAACAACCAAAAAAAUAGAAGUGGUGCAUCAUGGGAUCACUUGAUGUGGAUGGGACUUUUACACCACCAUCAGUGAUGCUGAACAACAUAAAAUGUGGCGACAGCUACACAUAUUUCUCUGAUGUGCCCGUAUCCCUCCGACAAAACAUAGGCACCGAGUGCGUUUUGGGUAUAGAUGAAGCAGGACGCGGUCCUGUGCUAGGCUCGAUGGUUUAUGCGCUCUUCUAUCUCCCUUUACAAUACCACAACAGCCUUCUCGACGAAACCCAUCACUUUGAUGACUCAAAAGUCCUGUCCUCUAAAUUUCGCGCCUCCCUUAUGCAACAGUUGUGCACUCCGGGAAAUGAUCUUUAUCAGCAUUGUGGCUGGGCAACUCGUGUUAUUUCCGCGCGAGACAUAUCUGCGGGUAUGCUUAGGAGGACCGCGGUAUAUAAUCUGAAUGCGCAAGCUAUGGAUGCCACGAUAGACCUAAUCAGAUCUGUACUUACACAGGGUAUAAAUGUGGCACAUAUCUUCGUUGACACAGUCGGCAAACCAGACGCAUACCAGCGGAAGCUGGAAAAGAUUUUCCCAACAAAGAAGAUCACAGUCGCCAAAAAAGCAGAUAGCAUAUUUCCUUGUGUCUCGGCAGCGUCUGUCUGCGCCAAAGUUACGAGGGAUCUUGCCUUGGACGCGUCUUACAAAAUGACAUGCGCUACAAUUUCGAUUUCUGGAGGUUGGGGAAGCGGAUAUCCCUCCGAUGCAAGGUGUUUGACUUGGAUGAAAAGUAAUAUGCAUCCAAUAUUUGGCUGGGGCCCAGAAUGUAGAUUUAGUUGGGGUACAGCUAAGGAUUUGCUUGAGAAUAGGUGUAAGAACCUGAUAGUACAGUGGCCCGAAGAGGAGGAUCAUGUAGACGGGAUCAAGAUGUCAGACUUUCUACCUGACUCAUCUGCGUGUGACUCUAGCGACAAUUUGAAGAGGUGGUAUGGUCAGAAGUCUGCACAGAAUAUGUUUUGAAAUGUUCAAGAAAGACUCCCGCGCAGAUUCUGCUCUGACAUGCUCAAGGAGAAUAUGAAUGAAAACCCUCAUGUUGCGAUGCAAUUAUAGCCACAAAGUUCUGGACAAGUGGUGACUCACGAAGUAUUUUAAUAUUCACCAGCCUCUCCCCUUAAUUGUUAAUAUGUGAU
Molecule: messenger RNA, 1216 nt
Organism: Verruconis gallopava
Lineage: Eukaryota; Fungi; Ascomycota; Dothideomycetes; Venturiales; Sympoventuriaceae
Product: ribonuclease HII
Exons: 2
Coding region: 81-1046 (321 amino acids)
Biological process (GO): mismatch repair; DNA replication, removal of RNA primer
Cellular component (GO): ribonuclease H2 complex
Molecular function (GO): RNA binding; RNA-DNA hybrid ribonuclease activity
Source: RefSeq, a predicted model, not a curated record